Messenger RNA from Mesoplodon densirostris (Blainville's beaked whale), 547 nucleotides. RefSeq names its product RecQ mediated genome instability 2 (gene RMI2). The record is from RefSeq and is a predicted model, not a curated record. Gene Ontology annotation, biological process: negative regulation of double-strand break repair via homologous recombination; regulation of sister chromatid segregation; maintenance of rDNA. Lineage: Eukaryota; Metazoa; Chordata; Mammalia; Artiodactyla; Ziphiidae. The transcript has 2 exons. Bases 17 to 466 code for a protein of 149 amino acids. Gene Ontology annotation, cellular component: cytosol; nuclear speck.
GAGGCGGGGGGGCAGAAUGGCGGCGGCGCCCACGGCCUCCUUGCCCGGCGGGUGCCCCACGGCCGUGAGGCUGCCGCGGUCGCCGCCGCUCAAGGUUCUGGCGGAGCAGCUGCGGCGCGACGCGGAGGGCGGCCCGGGCGCGUGGCGGCUGUCGCGGGCGGCGACGGGCCGCGAGCCGCUGGAGCUGACGGCCGUAUGGAUGCAGGGCACGGUGCUGGUGGCGGGCGGCGGCGAGGCGCGGCUGCGAGACCCGAGCGGGGCCUUCUCGGUUUGCGGCCUGGAGCGGGUGCCGCGGGGGCGGCCCUGCCUCGUCCCAGGAAAGUAUGUGAUGGUGAUGGGAGUGGUUCAGGCCUGCAACCCUGAGCCGCGCCUGCAGGCUGUGAAGAUGACAGAUCUUUCUGAUAAUCCCCUCCAUGAAAGCAUGUGGGAGCUGGAAGUGGAAGAUUUACACAGGAAUAUUCCUUAGAGGAUGUUGGAACGUCAAUAAAAACAACCGAAAUUCAGAAACAACUUAGGUUCUUAUACCGUAUGGAUCUCAUGGACAUCA